Messenger RNA from Penicillium digitatum Pd1, 174 nucleotides. The record is from RefSeq and is a predicted model, not a curated record. Lineage: Eukaryota; Fungi; Ascomycota; Eurotiomycetes; Eurotiales; Aspergillaceae.
AUGUUUUUUUGGCCGGUGGAUUGGCCGUCCCGGGUGCGGAAGGAGCCAUAUGUGCGGGCUGUCUCUUAUAACAAGGACGAAAGUGACGGUGGUAUUGUCCCCUGGGUAAGCUCGCACCGGUGCUGUAGGCGUGUCGAUGACAGAAGUUCGUUUGGAUGUCUGAUCAUUCCUUGA